Messenger RNA from Uranotaenia lowii, 5328 nucleotides. RefSeq lists its product as uncharacterized. The record is from RefSeq and is a predicted model, not a curated record. Gene Ontology annotation, biological process: DNA integration. Gene Ontology annotation, molecular function: nucleic acid binding. The transcript has a single exon. The coding region runs from base 1 to 5328 and encodes 1775 amino acids. Lineage: Eukaryota; Metazoa; Arthropoda; Insecta; Diptera; Culicidae.
AUGUUUUCUACGCCUCCGAAUAAGAAUUGCUCCGGAGAAUCCUCUGCCACCGUUGGAGAACAAAUUAAGAGCCAAGCAGAAAAGUCCAAGAAAAAACAAAUGGCGGAUCAAUUCGUUGCUCUUUCACACCAGCGUGGUGCGGUUAAAGGAAAACUUACCCGGAUCAAGAAUAGUCUUCGUUACGCAGGAGAAGAUGCACUCCCGGAAGUGCAUUUAUUACAAACAUAUUUGAAGACUAUCGAAGCGACCUACGAGGAGUUCAACAGUUUCCAGAACCGCAUUUACGCUCUCGCACCGGACAACAUGGAGGAUCAGGAAGCCAAAUACAUUGAAUUCGAAGACCUGUACAAUGAGGUUAGGUGUCAAGUUUGUCGUUUGUUGGAUUUCCACGCGAAGCAGGAAGAGCAGAAACAAGUGAUAGUUCCUACAUCAUCUAGUGAACCUGUCAGUCUACCAGCACCUAUUACUCGUAUGCAACCAUCUCCUUUCCUCAACACACCGCUACCAACGUUUGACGGAAAGCCAGAAAAUUGGUUCAAGUUCAAGGCGAUUUUCACCGACAUCAUCCGACGCUUUCCGGGAGAAUCCGACGCUACGAAAUUAUACCAUCUGGAUAAGUGUUUGGUUGGCGAAGCGGCAGGAACAAUCGAUCAACAAACGAUUAACGACAGUAAUUUUGGCGCUGCUUGGCAGUUCCUUAUCGACCGAUUUGAGGACAGGCGAAAAAUCAUCGAUAUUCACGUGAACGGACUACUUAACCUCAAACCGAUGACGUGCGAAAAUGGGAAGCAGCUCCGUGAUUUAUUAGACGAAUGCAAGCGUCAUGUGGAGGCGCUCCGAUUCCAUGAGUUCGAACUAAGUGGUGCUUCGGACAUCAUCGUGGUGAACAUCAUCGCAUCCAGACUUGACUUGGAUACCCGAAAGUACUGGGAAGGCAACAUCCCGCACGGUGAGAUUCCAACCUACAACCAAACCCUGCAGUUUCACACUGCGCGCAGCCAAGUUUUGGAACGAGUUGAACCGAGUACACUCAAGAAGAAGACACCAAUCACUCAUCCGCCCAGAUUGCCUCCGUUAAAAGCGUCGUCGCUAGCCGCAUCCGUCGAGUACCAGUGCAACUUUUGUGACGGAUCGCAUGCCAACCAUUUGUGCCCCGAGUUUUUGAAGUUGGAUCCGAACGCGCGAUCCGAAAAAGCCAAGCAAGUGCGACUUUGUUUUAACUGCCUGAGAAAGGGACACGUCUUGGCACGUUGUUCCUCUACCAAAUCGUGUAAUGUUUGUAAGCGGCGGUAUCAUACUACUCUACAUGCAAAUCCUACUACUGCAAUCAACGAAAAUGUGUCGCAACCAACAUUUACACCUACUAUGCAACCAGUCCAUCCUUCUACGAGUCAACAUCCAAUCAACAAACACAAUCCAGUGAUUAGUGCAUCGUGUGUUCUCUACCAACAAAAGUCCCUUCUGUGUACAGCAGUGGUGAAUGUUUUGGAUGGAGCCAGCAAUUUACAUCCAUGUCGUGUUCUACUUGAUUGCGGCUCCCAAGUCAACAUACUAACGGAGAAGGUGGCUACUUUGAUACGUGCUAAACGCAAUCCCGUGAACGUGAAGGUGAUUGGAGUUGAUGGCGCUGAAACGAAUGUGACAUCUAUGGUCCAUGUCACAGUGAAAGCUCUACAGGAAGAUUACACAAGCAAGUUCGAGUGUCUGGUGAUGAAACGAAUCACUGGAAUCGUCCCGGCCACCUACAUCGACGUUUCUACUUGGCCGGUUCCUACUGAUCUACAGCUGGCGGAUCCACACUACAAUUGUCCGCAAAAGGUGGACAUGCUCAUCGGCAUCAGCCACUUCUUUGGGCUCCUGAAAUCUGGUAAGAUCAAGCUAGCAGAACAUCUUCCUUAUCUACAGCAAACAGUAUUCGGCUGGGUGGUUGGUGGUCUAGUCGACACCGCCACUUGGAACUACAAACUGGUCCAUUGCAAAGCAGCGGUUCAAGAAUCAGAACUAGACGGGUUAGUCCAACGGUUCUGGGAACAAGAAGAGAUCCUACCAGCGCGCCUAGUGUCGUCCGAGGAGACGGCGUGCGAGGCCAUCUACAAUCAAACACACACCAGAGAUUCCAGCGGGAGGUACACGAUCAAACUUCCCUUUCGUGACAAUGUGAGUCAACUUGGUGACUCCAAACAUCAUGCUCUACAACGGUUUGACUAUCUCGAAAAGAAACUUCAGCGGAAUCCAGAACUCAAAAAGGCUUACUGUGCGUUCAUGGCGGAGUACAUCGAGCUAGGCCACUGCAAAAUUGUUGAUCCGUCAGACGAUGGGUUUUAUUUGCCUCACCACGCCAUACUCAAGCCCUCUUCCUCUACUACCAAACUACGAACGGUGUUCGACGCAUCGGCCAAAUCUACUUCUGGUCUAUCAUUGAACGACACUCUUAUGAUAGGGCCAACGAUCCAGGAUCCAUUGCUCUUCAUCAUACUUCGUUUCCGAACACAUCGUUAUGUGUUUACUGGCGACAUUUCUAAAAUGUAUAGAAUGAUUAAUAUUCAUCCGGAGCAUACAAAAUAUCAACGUGUGCUUUGGCGGAAUCAUCCUACUGAAGCUCUACAGACCAUGGAACUGACAACGGUCACAUAUGGGACAGCAUCCGCUCCGUAUUUGGCCACACGAACGCUGAAGCAACUGGUACAAGACGAGGGUCGAGAAUUUCCAGUCGGUGGUCCCAUUUUGGAUCAGGACUUCUACGUCGACGAUGUGCUUUCCGGUGGCGACUCGGUGGAGCACAUAAUACAAGCACGCACAGAAUUGGUCCAGCUCUUGCGACGAGGCGGUUUCAAUCUACACAAAUGGUGCUCAAACAGUUCCGAAUUUUUGAGUACUAUUCCCAAAGAUCAACGAGAGAAACAAAUUUCGUUUGACAAGAGUGACGUGAACGAUCUCAUCAAAACGCUUGGCCUACUGUGGAAUCCUCUACUCGACCAUUUUACAUUCCACAUUUCGGCUGCUGAUUGUCAACGAGCUGUUACAAAGCGCUACAUCCUAUCGGAAAUCGCUAAGAUUUUCGACCCCCUCGGUCUGUUGGCGCCUGUUGUUAUUCUGGCCAAGCUUUUACUACGAGAGGUUUGGAGACGAAAGCUGAAUUGGGACGACGAAUUACCGGCUGAUCUAAUCCAAAGCUGGAACAAAUUCCGAUCCGGUUUACGAAAUCUCGCCGAUGUUAAAAUCAACCGACUUGUUCUCUCCCCCCAACGUGUUGCGGUUGAGUUACACGCUUUCUCUGAUGCAUCACAGAAUGCGUUUGGGACCUGCAUUUACUUGAGAAGCAUCAUGGCUGACAACACUGUCGAGGUUCAUCUACUUGUCAGCAAAUCCAGAGUGGCACCAAAGGCGACGAUCCCCCGGCUCGAGUUGUGUGGUUUCUUACUCAGUGCCAGACUGGUUGACCAAAUUACAUCGGCACUCAAGGUGAACAUCGAACAGAAGGUAUUGUGGAGCGAUUCCCAAAUUGUGUUGUGGUGGUUGAGAAAGCCGCUGCAUUUACUGAAACCCUACGUGGCCAAUCGGGUAGCAGAAAUAUCGAAACUCGUCCCUGACUGUGAGUAUAAAUACAUCCGCACACACCUGAAUCCAGCUGACCUUGUCUCACGAGGCUUGCAACCUGAAGCCCUUAAAGAAAACCGACUUUGGUGGUACGGCCCCGACUUUCUGAAGAACAAUCCCUACGAAGAAGAAAAGUUAUUAGAAAUUGAAUCCCUACCCGAUUUGAAAUUGACAGUCAACCUGGCGACUGUCCCCCAAGUGAAUUCAGUGCUUACUAAGUUUAGUUCCUUCAGAAAGUUGCAACGUGUUGGAGCUUACAUUGUUCGUUUUGUCAACAAAACAAGAAAGCAUCGAAGUCCUGGUGACGAUUCGAGAUUCCCUACAAUUUUCGAGAUUCGACAAUCUACAAUGGCAAUUAUUCGAGUGCUACAACAAGAAUGCCUGUCUUCUGAAAGAACCCAAAUACUGAAGUGCCAAAGUUCAACACCUACCAAACGCUACUUGGGAAAACUCCGAAAUCUCAAUCCGUGGAUAGAUGGUGACGGCAUACUACGAGUGAAUGGUCGAAUAAAAUAUGCCAACGUGUCCUACGAACGACGGUGCCCGGCUAUACUUCCUGAUAAGCAUCAUGUUACGCAAUUAAUCAUCGAUGCUACUCACGCUGAAAAUCUACACGUCGGUCCGAAUGCUACUCUCUCGUUGCUGAGGCAAAAGUUUUGGCUGCUGAAUGGUCGCAACAGUGUACGCUUCCGUCUUCGAAAAUGCAUCAGAUGCUUUAGAGUGAAUCCAACCGAAUCCAAACUGUACAUGGGUGAUUUGCCGCCACACAGAAUCACUCCUACUUAUGCUUUCGAAAGAACAGGAAUCGAUUUCGCUGGUCCCAUUUACGUGCGCAAGGGCCACCCACGCAAGCCAGUAUACACGAAAGGUUACAUCUCACUAUUUGUUUGUAUGGUGACAAAGGGAAUCCAUCUGGAGUUUGUGUCCAACUUAAGCACUGAAGCAUUCAUAGCCGCACUACAUCGAUUCACCAGCCGACGUGGGGUCCCAACUGACAUCUUUACAGACAACGCCACCAACUUUGUGGGUGCCAAUUCGGAGCUUCACGAGCUGUACGUACUGUUCAAGCAGCAGCAAAUGGAAAAGGCGAUCCACGAUUUUACCAUCCCUCAAGAAAUUCGUUGGCACUUUAUUCCACCACGAUCACCACACGUGGGUGGUCUAUGGGAGGCUGGAAUUAAAUCUGCGAAGAAACUCAUCCAACGCACCGCGGGAGACACCAAGCUCACCGAAGAGGAAUGGUCAACUCUACUUGCAAAAAUCGAGGGCGUACUCAACUCACGUCCACUCGUUCCACAGUCGUCGGAUCCAAGUGACACUCAAGCUUUGACUCCCGGUCACUUUUUGAUUGAUCGUCCAAUAAGAGCAAUUCCCGAGCCAUGUUAUGAUCACAUCAAACCAGGUCUGUUAUCGAGGUGGCAACAUAUCCAGAAGAUGCGUGCAGAUUUUUGGAAACGUUGGUCUGCGGACUAUCUUUCCGAACUACAACAGCGGCUGAAGUGGAACACUGGUCACACCGAAAUACGGGUCGGUGAUCUGGUGUUGAUGAAGGAGGAGAAUUUGCCGCCCCUACAAUGGAAGCUAGCUCGAGUGACCGACAUACAUCCCGGCAAGGACAACAUCACCAGGGUAGUCACGGUGAAAACAUCAACCAACACCUACAAGCGAUCGACGGCGAAGCUGGCUCUACUUCCUUUGGACGAAGACGUUCCCGGUUCCUCGAAGGAUUGA